UUUCGACAAAGCGAGCAGUGAUAAAUACCUCGUGGCCCUCGCCCUUAUCGUCAUCACCACAAGCCCCUCUCCUUACAUCUUAAUCCGCCAGGAUGGUGCACAAGAUCUGGGCGAUCCCGCUCCAGCUCUCCAACUUCAAUAUUAUAAUCGCCGUGCUGGGUGGCUUCAUCUCCCUCUUUGGACUCGUGUCAUACCUCCUAAAGGAGAAUUACUAUCUCUCUGAAGCUCUCAUUUCGCUCUUGGUGGGGGUCGCCUUUGGACCCAAUGGAGCUAACUUCAUCCGUCCGAGAGAAUACGCUGAGUGCAACCAAGAAGGCGUCUCGGCAAUCGAGUGCCGUGACCACCUUAAUGCCAUCACGUUCAACUUCUCCCGGUUGGUUCUUGGCGUGCAGCUGGUCCUAGCCGGCGUGCAGCUCCCAAGCAAGUACCUCAAGAAGGAAUGGAAGUCGGUCUUGCUGCUUGUCGGACCGGGCAUGACAUUCAUGUGGAUCGCGACUAGCCUCCUCGUCUGGGGCCUUGUCAGGACGCCUAGCUUCUUGCAUGCCCUCGCGGUCGGUGCAUGUGUUACGCCCACGGAUCCCGUGCUCUCCGCAGUCAUCGUCAAGGGUAAGUUUGCAGACCUCAAUAUUCCUAAAGACCUCCAGAACCUCAUUAUUGCGGAGUCGGGCACCAAUGACGGGCUCGGCUACCCAUUCCUCUUUUUUGCGCUCUAUCUCAUUAAGUAUGUGGGGUCCGGUGCUGCGUCCGGUGGCGCCGGUGAUGCCAUGGGCCUCUGGUUUGGCUUGACCUGGGGAUACACAAUCAUUCUCAGCGUCCUGUAUGGCGCCGUGGUGGGCUGGGUGGGCAAGAAGCUGCUGCACUGGGCAGAGGAGCGCAAUUACAUCGACCGGGAGAGCUUUCUCGUCUUUGCCGUCGCUAUCGCCCUCUUCGUCCUGGGCACGUGCGGCCUCUUGGGCACCGACGAUGUGCUCGCCUGUUUUAUCGCCGGCAACACAUUUACGUGGGAUGACUGGUUCCGGUUGCGGACUAAGGACGACUCCUUGCAGCCGACAAUCGAUAUGCUCCUCAAUGUCACCAUCUUCCUGUGGUACGGCGCCUACCUACCCUGGGACCACUUUGGUGACAACUCUGUCAUCUCGAUAUGGCGCCUCGUCGUACUUGGUGCUCUGGUGCUCCUCUUGCGGCGUCUGCCUUGGGUUUUUGGCAUGCACAAAUGGAUCUACCAGAUUGAAGAGGUUAGGCAGGCCAUUUUCGUGGGUUUCUUCGGACCCAUCGGUGUUUCUGCCGUCUUCUACCUAUUUGUUAGUAUGGAGUUUGUUGAGGAACAUUUGAGCGAUGAAAAUGGUGUUCCUCGAAGCGACAUUGAGGACCUUGGUGAAACAAUUCGGGUUGUAGUCUGGUUCCUUGUAGUCUGCAGUGUUGUCGUCCAUGGGCUCAGUAUCCCACUUGGAAAGGUAGGAUACCUAGUGCCUCGGACCUUUGGCCGGGUGCUGAGCGAGAACCUAAGCAAUGAGCCGCACGCUGUGGAAGCUCGACGCAGAAUCCCAGUACUGGGCAAGUAUCUUGUCCGAAAGCCUGAAGACGUUGAGUCUAGGCGUGUUCAGCGCACUACCGUCAUAUCGGGUCCGUCAAACCUGCGCCACUCUCACUUGGAAGCAAGUACAUCAGGCGAUCCGUUGCAAGCAGCUGCUGCAUUCGGUACCACAAGCCAAGUUGAGGUCAAAGCUGGGAAAUAACUCUGGUCCCAGUUCCCCACGGGCAGGAUAUUCGGCUUCUUGAUAGAUAUCAAGCCAGCCGCAUGGCUAAAUUGACACCUAGAGGACUUGUAAUGGAUGCCCGGAAGCCCCUCUAGAGGGGAGAGUCCGGAUUUGUGAGAGUGUGCGAUAUUACGAGUACGCAGACUCGUUAUCGAUACAGAUAGUGUGGUAAAUGCAGCGGUCAAUUAGUUGUAGAACUAAUCACUGGUUUGGAAGGUUUUCCAAACCCACAAUCAGAGAUGCGCACCAUAUAGUCAUGUAUAUAUAUCCAUGUUAUAGUCUUAGUAGUAGUUCCUACAUACAGUAUAUCAUACAGGCC
Molecule: messenger RNA, 2076 nt
Organism: Aspergillus wentii DTO 134E9
Lineage: Eukaryota; Fungi; Ascomycota; Eurotiomycetes; Eurotiales; Aspergillaceae
Exons: 3
Coding region: 93-1736 (547 amino acids)
Biological process (GO): proton export across plasma membrane; regulation of membrane potential; sodium ion export across plasma membrane
Cellular component (GO): plasma membrane
Molecular function (GO): sodium:proton antiporter activity
Source: RefSeq, a predicted model, not a curated record